Phycomyces blakesleeanus NRRL 1555(-) is the source of this 1896-nucleotide messenger RNA. RefSeq lists its product as hypothetical. Lineage: Eukaryota; Fungi; Mucoromycota; Mucoromycetes; Mucorales; Phycomycetaceae. The coding region runs from base 1 to 1896 and encodes 631 amino acids. Gene Ontology annotation, molecular function: protein binding. The record is from RefSeq and is a predicted model, not a curated record. The transcript has a single exon.
AUGCUGGCAUCACUUCCAUUUGAGGUUCUCACAAUGACUGCAACCUUUAUGGCUCAAAAAGAAAGACUCGUUUGCGCCACAGUCUGCAAAUCAUGGUCCAAAGCUUUUCAACAUUCUCUUUGGUACAGCAUAAACAUAAAAGAUGAACAAAAAGUGGACACUAUCCUUAAUCCACCGGCAACCCAAGAAAACGCUUACAAAAAGAAUGGAAACCGUGUUAGAGAUCUUACUGUAGAAAGAUCUGUCAAUUUGAAUAACGAGCAAAUAUCGAAACUACAAAGCUAUUUUCAGAAACUUCUUGCCUUCAGAAGUGGUUAUGGUGCCUUGGACUCAGAUAUUCUUAAUACGACCAACAAUUGGAGGAACUGGAAAUCUCUAGUAGAACUUGAUAUAACAACUUCAUGUAUGGAUGAAAAAGAGCCGGAAGAAAAAUUCUUUGAACUAUUGAUCCACUUGCCUCACCUAAAGCAACUCAAAUUCUGGGAACAAUGCUACAAGAAUACACAUUACUACACAUGGGAAACACUUGAAGAUAUUCACAAAAUAUUGCCAAAACUUGAAGUCCUGGUAUUGAAUAUCGUAUUCAUCGAAAUGCCGCUAGAUACCAUCAAAACAAUGACCGACAUUUCACCAAUAAUCCGUAUGAAAACCCUGGAUUUACCACAUCAUAAUAUGGAUAUCGGGUGGCUGUAUUAUAUUUCUUUAAGAUAUCCAAACAUCGAGGAAUUGUCAUCAAAAUAUCGUAGUUAUACAAAUAUGAUUGACCAAGAUCUACCAGACGAUGAGACGGUGAUGUUGUUAAAUAACCACACCAACGGAUUUUUGCACCUGAAGAAAGCCAAUAUUUCCUAUUCUGUGGCUAUGAUGGGUUGCCUGGAGUUACUUUGUGCGAUGUAUAAGAAUCUGUUUAAAUCGAUUACCACCUUGCAAUACAGCCUGCAUUUAGAGUCUGGAGAUAUUUUGGAUUUCCCCGCGACUAUUGUAACCGAACACUUGAAUUCAUUUCCAGCCUCACUCGAAGACCUAAACAUCGAAAUCACAUCUGACUUUAUUGAGGCUUACAGACUGCCAGAUUUUCAAAACUUUCCUCACGUAAAGAAUCUAAGUAUCAAUAUCCUCAAUUCCGUGACCAGCAUUGACAAAAUACUGGAUAAUUUCCCAUCUUUGAAUGUCCUCCACAUCAAAGGAAACUACGUUACCCUAAGCUCAUCGGACACCAGCACCGAAAAAUUACAUCCACUAAGAUCUCUCAGCCUCGCCGAUAUAAAAGCAGAUUCGUCUAUAUUCAAAUACAUAUCAUACCACUGCAGAAGCCUAAAUAAGAUGUGCUUAUAUGAAGUGAAAGUUGUUCAAAAAAGAAGUGAAUCAAGGCGCAGGAUAUACAUGGAUAUGUUGUAUACAAAUUUUCAUGUAUUGACGUUCAUUCGUGUCAAAUUUUUCCUUACUACCGAAACCGGGAGCUUUGAUGAAGAGAUUCCAACAAAUUUCUUCAUAUUGGGUCGAGUAGUCAACGCUCCGCAAUACUUUGAUCCGAAUUUCAAAAAUCUUCAUUCGAACUAUAAAAAACUUUUGGAGAUUCAUACAAACUACCCAUGGCUUGAAGGCGAGACGAUGUGGUCAUACUUGUGUUUUAAUAAAGAUAGUAAAUAUAACACACGAAAGCUAUGGACACUCGACUAUAAAGAGACUUUAACUAUCAAGAAAGCAUUUGAGAAGUAUUCGCCCACAGAUCCUAAGACUUCAAAAACUCAACGAAAACGACACCCUGGUGGAUUAGCGUUGCAACGAUACUGGAGAAGUGACCUUCCAAACGGUUAUGCUCGAAUAUUAUGUGGACAUGUACAAGGAUGCUAUUUUGAUUAUGUUUACCUUAAUUUCACGAGAAGAAAAGUAUAA